Molecule: messenger RNA, 1272 nt
Organism: Penicillium daleae
Lineage: Eukaryota; Fungi; Ascomycota; Eurotiomycetes; Eurotiales; Aspergillaceae
Exons: 1
Coding region: 1-1272 (423 amino acids)
Source: RefSeq, a predicted model, not a curated record
AUGACGGGUUUCUUCGACUCGCGCUUGUGGAAUGAUCUAGUCCUCCCCUUGAGCCACUCCGAGCGAGCAGUCACUCAUGCCGUUGUGGCACUAGCUGCUUUGCAUGAAGACCUCCAAUCGCGAGGAGCCCCUCUUUCGCGCGAAGAUUUAACAAAUUGUCGCCAGAAGUUUGCACUUGGUCAGUAUGGUCGAUCCUUGGCUGCGUUAAAUGAGCGGCGAUAUUCGCAAGAUCCGAAGCUGCGUGACGUGCUCCUCACUUGCUGCCUGUUGUUUGUAGCGAUCGAUGUACUUCGCGGCCAAUAUGACCCGGCGCUAUUACAUUUGAAAAAUGGGCUUGCGAUAAUUGAAGAAGAGAGGCAACUCUCUAGCAAAGAAUCUGGCGUCCUGGCUUGUCGUACGGCUGUUGAACAGAUGCUCCUGGCGACUAUGGCUCGCUUGGAGACUCAGUCUGCUUUCUUUGGACUACCUCCUCUAAUCAGUUUCAGUCUAAGCUUUACGAUUGAUUAUUCGGGUGGGGCUGAUAUUAGAACCGUUCGAGAAGCACGAACAGCCCUAGAUAAGCUGUUGGCCAGCAGCGUUCGUCUCUUUGUGGCCGUUCAUGAAUUCCCAGUCAAAGAUCGUGUCGCCCAUAUACAUCCCGAGUUGGCAGCCAAACAGCACAGAUUAAUAGCUCAAUUACGCGAAUUUGGGCAACAACUUGACGUGUCCAUGACUCAUUUUAUUCGUCUGACAGAAUCAAAAGAACAGCGAGGGCUUGAUUUGAUUCUCCUACAUCACAUCACAUUCUCAGUACUGGUGGAGACUUUACUUUGCGGCCACGAUCAGUCAAUUUACAGCACAUAUAUCACCAGCUUCCAACGAAUGAUGAUUUUGUCAAGCAAGAUAUCCCAAAGCUUCAAGAGGGAUAGCGCGACGGGCACUAGGCCCACAUUACUUCUGGACAUGGGCAUCAUUCCAUCUCUGUUCAUCAUUUGCUGGAAAUGCAGGAAUUCCGCUCUAAGACAUCAGGCCCUAUACACUCUUGAAGAAUGGCCUCAUCGCGAAGGUCUUUGGGAUUCCCGUCUGCUCGCUAUAUUUUCACGGCAAGUUAUUCAGCUUGAGAAGGAGGUACUGGCUGAGUCAGGCGAUCCAAAUACUAGUUCACAGAUACUGGACCAUUCUCUUGAAGUAUCUGAUGAUCAGUCACACGCAAUACUCAAAUAUACAACCCAGGAACCGGGGAAAGAAGCAUUGGAACAGAGCAGAGUCAUAACACUCGAUAAAGAGAAAUGA